This is a messenger RNA of Ailuropoda melanoleuca (giant panda), 744 nucleotides long. RefSeq names its product NLR family apoptosis inhibitory protein (gene NAIP). The record is from RefSeq and is a predicted model, not a curated record. NCBI's taxonomy places the organism in Eukaryota, Metazoa, Chordata, Mammalia, Carnivora, Ursidae.
UGUCAUGGGAUUCUGUUUGUUUCAUCUAUCCUUCUUUGAUUCCCCCUUACCUUUCUCUUGGCAGAGUGAAGAAAAUCACACUGUUGCAGGAUUGCAGGGUUCUUGUCUCACAGAGUUGAAGAAUGAAUCUUGUGGGGAUGAUGUAGAGAAGAACGUUAGGGUUCGGAGCCGAUGGCCAAGAAAGAAUUCUUGAGACGUCUUUGGUGCAAAAAGCUUACCGGCAGGGCCAGCAUCUUUGCUGAUGACAAGCUACGACUGGACUCUCUUCGGAACUGGCCCCUUGCUUCCCCCGCAGGAGGCGCAGCUCUGGCCGGGGCAGGCGUUUCUGCACAGGCAACUGCAAGUGGAAGCUGUCUUGGAAGAUUCGGCCGCAGUUCGUGCUCUGGUGGCAGAUAAACUCUUCGCUAAUGUGGACAAGUUCCUAUGCCUGAGAGAACUCUCUGUGGAUCUGGAUGCUAGGCAAAGUCUUUUUUCAGUCCAUCCUGAAGAAUUCCUCUAUCUCCACCAUAUGAAGAAAUUGGUUCGAAUUUCAACUGAGUAUGGUCCUUCUAAACUGGGUAAGGAUGGCACUCUGAUUUACUUGUUUUUACAUAAUUGGGAAAAACAAAUUGGCCAAUAAUGAAGAGCUAAAGCUUGUGUAGAUCUCAGGUUGCAGCCUGAAUCCAUAGUGAAUUGUGGGAAUAGCACUCUUCCUCAUUUGAGAAAGCAGAGAGCUGUUUGAACUUAAUGAGCCCUUCCUAUAUG